AGGGAGUGGAAAUCACGAAGUCUGACAAACCAGCAGUGUAGAACAUCACUGUAGGCUGGGGAGAAAAGGAUAUUUUUUUUCUAUAAUUUCCAACACGAGAGGAGAGACGGUGCCACAAAGAGAGAAUCGUAAGUGGUACGAAAGCUGAGGAACCUGUCGGUGUGAGUCAUACAGGGAGGAGGUCCCCCCAGAAUUGUUUCCAUCAGGUGAAGUAGCGGAGCAGAGAGAAGACAGUCACCAUGGUCGCCCUUUCGCUGAAGAUUGGCGUUGGAAACGUCGUGAAGACCAUGCAGUUUGAACCUUCCACCAUGGUUUAUGACGCCUGCCGCAUUAUCCGGGAGAGGGUCCCAGAGGCGCAAACUGGCCAGCCUAAUGAUUAUGGAUUGUUCCUGUCGGAUGAAGACCCAAAGAAGGGGAUCUGGCUUGAGGCUGGGAAAGCGCUUGAUUAUUACAUGCUGAGGAAUGGGGACACCUUGGAAUACAAGAAGAAGCACAGACCCCUGAAGAUCAGGAUGUUGGAUGGGACUGUUAAAACAGUUAUGGUGGAUGAUUCCAAAAUUGUUGGAGAUAUGCUAAUGACAGUCUGCGCCAGGAUAGGCAUCACAAACUAUGAUGAGUACUCACUGGUGCACGACAUUGUAGAGGAAAAGAAAGAGGAGAACUACGGGACCCUGAAAAAGGACAAAACACUCAUGCGAGACGACAAGAAGAUGGAGAAGCUGAAGCAGAAGCUCCACACUGACGAUGACAUGAACUGGCUGGACCACGGACGCACGCUCAGAGAACAGGGCGUGGAAGAAACAGAAACGCUGCUUCUGAGGAGGAAGUUCUUCUACUCUGAUCAGAAUGUGGAUUCCAGAGACCCAGUGCAGCUCAAUCUGCUAUAUGUGCAGGCUCGAGAUGACAUCCUGAACGGUUCCCAUCCUGUCUCCUUCGAAAAGGCCUGUGAAUUUGCAGGGUUUCAAUGCCAGAUUCAGUUUGGAGACCACAACGAGCAGAAGCACAAGCCCGGAUUCUUGGAUUUAAAGGAGUUCCUGCCAAAAGAAUACAUCAAAAACAAGGGAGAAAAGAAAAUCUUUCAGGCUCACAGCAAUAGCCAGAGCAUGACAGAAAUUGAAGCAAAAGUGAGCUACGUCAAAUUGGCCAGGUCUCUUAAAACCUACGGAGUGUCAUUCUUUUUAGUAAAGGAGAAAAUGAAAGGCAAGAACAAACUGGUGCCCCGCUUGCUGGGGAUCACAAAGGAGUGUGUGAUGAGAGUCGAUGAGAAAACCAAGGAGGUGAUCCAGGAGUGGAACCUCACCAAUAUCAAGCGCUGGGCUGCGUCGCCCAAGAGCUUCACCUUGGAUUUUGGUGACUAUCAAGAUGGCUACUACUCUGUUCAGACAACUGAAGGGGAACAGAUUGCACAGCUGAUUGCUGGCUACAUUGAUAUCAUUCUUAAAAAGAAAAAAAGUAAGGACCACUUUGGCUUGGAGGGAGAUGAAGAAUCAACCAUGUUAGAGGACUCUGUGUCACCAAAGAAGUCCACCGUUCUCCAGCAACAGUUUAACAGGGUUGGUAAAGUGGAGCACGGCUCUGUGGCCUUGCCAGCCAUCAUGCGCUCUGGAGCUGGCGGCCCAGAGAGUUUCCAGGUGGGCACCAUGCCACAGGCCAAGCAGCACAUCACCAGUGGACAGAUGCACAGGGGGCACAUGCCUCCUCUGACCUCGGCUCAACAGGCUCUGAUGGGUACCAUUAACUCCAGCAUGCAUGCCGUGCAAGCAGCACAGGCCACGCUGGAUGAGUUUGACACAUUGCCACCUCUUGGGCAGGAUGCUGCCUCCAAAGCAUGGCGUAAAAAUAAAAUGGACGAAUCCAAACACGAGAUCCAUUCUCAGGUGGAUGCUAUUACUGCAGGAACCGCGUCAGUGGUCAAUCUCACUGCAGGGGGUCCAGCUGACACAGACUACACAGCGGUGGGCUGUGCAGUGACCACUAUCUCCUCCAACUUGACGGAGAUGUCCAAGGGGGUGAAGCUGCUUGCGGCUCUAGUGGAGGAUGAGGGUGGAAAUGGGCACAAUCUCCUUCACGCUGCAAAAAACCUCGCCUGCGCCGUCUCUGACAUGCUCAAGACAGCCCAGCCAGCCAGUACUGAGCCUCGUCAGGCCCUGCUCCAGGCAGCAGGCAAUGUUGGCCAAGCAAGUGGAGAUUUACUGCAGCAGAUUGGUGAGAGUGAGGCAGACCCCAGAUUCCAGUUUUUUCUAGGCAAAGGAUCACUCAGAAACACAACACGGAGUGUCUCCCCUUAUAGUCAAAGGAUGGACAUGCUGAUGCAUUUGGCCAAAGCAGUAGCCAAUGCUGCGGCCGCUCUCGUGCUUAAAGCUAAGAAUGUGGCCCAGAAGACUGAAGACUCAGGGCUCCAGAACCGCGUGAUUGCCGCCGCCACCCAGUGCGCCCUCUCCACCUCCCAGCUUGUAGCUUGCACCCGGGUGGUUGCCCCCACCAUCAGCUCCCCAGUAUGUCAGGAGCAGCUGAUCGAGGCGGGGAAGCUGGUGGCCAAGUCGGUGGAGGGCUGUGUAGAGGCAUCCCAGGCCGCCACCAAUGAUGAGCAGCUGCUGAAGCAGGUGGGCUCGGCUGCUACAGGAGUGACGCAGGCCCUCAACGACCUGCUGCAGCACAUCAAGCAGUACACCACCGGCGGGCAGCCCAUCGGGCGCUACGACCAGGCCACCGACACCAUCCUCAACGUCACAGAGAACAUCUUCAGCUCUAUGGGGGAUGCAGGUGAGAUGGUGCGGCAGGCUCGCAUCCUGGCCCAGGCCACCUCGGACCUGGUCAAUGCCAUAAAAGCCGAUGCUGAAGGCGAGUCUGACCUGGAAAACUCCCGCAAGCUGCUCUCUGCAGCCAAACUGCUCGCCGAUGCAACAGCUAAGAUGGUAGAAGCUGCCAAGGGAGCAGCUGCCAACCCAGACAGCGAGGAGCAGCAGCAGAAGCUGCGGGAGGCAGCCGAGGGGCUGAGGAUUGCCACCAAUGCGGCGGCCCAGAAUGCCAUCAAGAAGAAACUGGUCAACAAGCUGGAGAAUGCAGCUAAACUGGCUGCUGCCGCAGCCACCCAGACCAUUGCCGCUGCUCAGCAGGCUGCCUCCACCAAUAAGAACCCAGCAGCACAGCAGCAACUUGUCCAGAGCUGCAAGGUUGUGGCGGAUCAAAUCCCCAUUCUGGUCCAGGGUGUGCGAGGAAGCCAGUCCCAGCCUGAUAGCCCAAGCGCUCAGCUAGCUCUCAUCAGCGCUGGACAAAACUUUCUUCAGCCUGGAGCUAAGAUGGUCACUGCUGCCAAGGCCACUGCUCCUACCAUCAGUGACCAGGCCUCUGCCAUGCAGCUGAGCCAGUGUGCCAAAAACCUAGCAACUGCUUUGGCUGAGCUCAGAACUGCUGCACAGAAGGCACAGGAAGCCUGCGGCCCACUGGAAAUAGACAAUGCUCUGAAUGUAGUCCGGAACCUGGAGAAGGACAUGCAGGAAGCAAAGGCCUCGGCUGUGGAAGGGAAACUGAAACCCCUGCCUGGAGAAACGUUGGAGAAGUCCUCUCAGGACCUGGGAAACAGCACCAAGGCUGUGAGCUCUGCCAUUGCUCAGCUGCUCAGUGAAAUUUCCCAGGGCAACGAGAAUUACACAGGAAUGGCUGCCCGAGACCUGGCUCAAGCCCUGAAAGCUCUGGGCAUGGCAGCUCGCGGUGUUGCUGCCAGCACCUCAGACCCACAGGCCCGCAAUGCAAUGCUGGAUUGCGCCAGCGAUGUCAUGGAUAAAUCAGGCAACUUGAUAGAGGAGACAAAGAGGGCAGUGGCCAAGCCAGGAGACCCAGACAGCCAGCAGAGACUGGCACAGGUUGCGAAGGCAGUUUCCCAGGCCCUGAACAGGUGUGUGAACUGCCUGCCUGGGCAGAGAGAUGUGGACAAUGCCAUCAGGACAGUGGGAGAAGCCAGUAAGAAACUCCUUGCAGACUCAUUCCCCCCAAGCUCUAAGAGCUUCCAGGAAGCCCAGGGCAAUCUGAACCAGGCAGCCGUAGGGCUGAACCAGUCUGCCAAUGAGCUGGUGCAGUCUUCCCGGGGCACCACUCAGGACCUCUCCAGGGCCUCUGGCAAGUUCGGACAGGACUUCAAUGAGUUCUUACAGGCCGGCGUGGAGAUGGCAGGACAGUCCCAGUCGAAGGAAGAUCAGACUCAGGUGGUCACAAACCUCAAGACCAUCUCCAUGUCUUCUAGCAAGCUCCUGCUUGCAGCUAAAGCUCUGUCUGCAGACCCCAGCGCCCCCAACCUCAAGAACCAGCUUGCAGCUGCUGCACGCGCUGUCACGGACAGUAUUAAUCAGCUGAUCACAAUGUGCACCCAGCAGGCCCCAGGCCAGAAAGAGUGCGACAAUGCCCUGCGGGAGCUUGAGACUGUCCGUGGCAUGCUGGAAAACCCCACAGAAGCUGUGAAUGACCUCUCCUACUUCGACUGUAUUGACAGUGUAAUGGAGAACUCCAAGGUUCUUGGAGAGGCCAUGGCAGGAAUCUCUCACAAUGCGAAGAACAGUAAGCUGCCUGAGUUUGGAAACUCUAUCAGUUCAGCUUCCAAAGCUCUGUGUGGGCUCACUGAAGCUGCUGCUCAGGCUUCCUACCUGGUCGGCGUUUCGGAUCCCAACAGCCAUGCUGGCCAGAGGGGACUGGUGGAUCCUUCCCAGUUUGCCAGAGCAAAUCAAUCCAUUCAGAUGGCCUGCCAGAACCUGGUGGAUCCAGCAUGCACCCAAUCACAGGUUCUUUCAGCUGCUACCAUUGUUGCCAAACACACUUCGGCACUGUGCAACGCCUGCCGUCUGGCUUCAUCUAAAACUGCAAACCCUGUUGCUAAGCGACAGUUCGUCCAGUCGGCAAAGGAAGUGGCUAACAACACAGCUAAUCUUGUUAAGGCAAUCAAAGCACUUGAUGGAGCUUUCAGUGGAGAAAACCGCGAGAAGUGCAGAGGCGCGACUGUGCCUCUGAUUGAGGCUGUCGACAAUCUGACUGCCUUCGCUUCCAACCCAGAGUUUGCCAGCGUUCCAGCACAGAUCAGCCCCGAGGGGCUCCAAGCAAUGAAGCCCAUAGUUGUUGCUGCCAAGACCAUGCUGGAGAGCUCAACUGGGUUGAUCCAGACUGCCCGCUCACUGGCUGUCAACCCCAAAGACCCACCAAAGUGGUCGGUCCUGGCUGGACACUCCAGGACAGUCUCCGACUCCAUCAAAAACCUCAUAACAAACAUGAGAGAUAAAGCUCCUGGACAGAUUGAGUGUGAUGAAGCCAUUGAGGUUCUCAAUAGGUGCAUCAGAGAUGUGGAUCAGGCAUCAUUAGCUGCUGUUAGCCAGCAACUUAACCCAAGAGAAGACAUUUCACAGGAGGCCCUUCAUGACCAGGUGGCAGCGGCAGUGCAGGAGAUCAGCAUCCUGAUUGAACCCAUCGCUGUGGCGGCCCGAUCUGAGGCGUCCGAGUUAGGACAUAAGGUGUCUCAGAUGGCAAGCUACUUUGAGCCUCUUGUCAUGGCGUCUAUUGGAACAGCCUCGAAGAUCGUGGACAGCCAGCAACAAAUGAACCUGCUGGAUCAGACCAAGACGCUGGCAGAGUCUGCCCUUCAGAUGCUUUACACUGCCAAAGAGGCAGGGGGAAAUCCUAAAGCGGCCCACACACAGGAGGCAGUGGAUGAGUCUGUGCUAAUGAUGAAGGAGGCUGUGGAUGACCUGUCAGCCACCCUGGCAGAGGCAGCCAGUGCUUCUGGAGCUGUGGGAGGCAUGGUGGACUCCAUCACCCAGGCCAUUAACAAGAUUGAUGAAGGCCCAGACGGUGAACCAGAGGGCACUUUUGUGGACUACCAGACCACCAUGGUGAAGACCGCCAAAGCCAUUGCCGUCACUGUACAGGAAAUGGUUACAAAAUCCAACACCAAUCCAGAUGAGCUGGGCUCUUUGGCUAAUCAGCUCACAAGUGAGUUUGGGCAGCUGGCUCACGAGGCGAAACCUGCUGCUAUUACUGCAGAGAACGAAGAGAUUGGAUCCCACAUUAAGAACCGGGUGCAGGAGCUGGGUCACGGGUGUGCCACCCUGGUUACCAAGGCCGGGGGUCUGCAGUGCAGCCCUAACGAUGCCUUUACCAAGAAGGAGCUCAUUGAGUCUGCACGCAAGGUCUCCGAAAAGGUGUCUCAUGUACUGGCAGCUCUGCAGGCUGGUAACCGUGGUACCCAAGCCUGCAUCACCGCUGGCAGCGCGGUGUCUGGCAUCAUCGCUGACCUGGAUACCACAAUCAUGUUCGCAACAGCUGGCACCCUCAACCGAGAGAACGCCGAGACAUUCGCUGAUCACAGGGAGAACAUCUUGAAGACUGCCAAAGCUCUGGUGGAAGACACUAAGCUGUUGGUAUCGGGGGCUGGGUCAAGCCAGGAGAGGCUGGCCCAGGCGGCUCAGUCAUCAGUCAACACAAUCACCAAGCUGGCUGAGGUAGUGAAGCUGGGAGCAGCUAGCUUGGGAGCUGAGGAUCCAGAGACACAGGUCGUCCUGAUCAACGCAGUGAAGGAUGUGGCCAAGGCGCUUGGAGAUCUCAUCAGUGCCACGAAGGGAGCCUCAGGGAAGCCUCAUGAUGAUCCUGCCAUGUUUCAGCUCAAGAACUCUGCCAAGGUGAUGGUGACCAAUGUGACUUCGCUCUUGAAGACUGUCAAGGCUGUGGAAGAUGAAGCAACCAAAGGAACCAGAGCCCUGGAGGCCACCAUUGAGCACAUUAAGCAGGAGCUGGCUGUAUUCAACAGCAAAGAGCCACCACCUAAGACUGCGACACCUGAAGAUUUUAUCCGCACAACCAAAGGCAUCACCAUGGCGACUGCAAAGGCAGUGGCUGCUGGGAAUUCGUGCCGUCAGGAAGACGUCAUCGCUACGGCUAACCUGAGUCGCAAAGCCAUUGCUGAGAUGCUGAACUCCUGCAAGCAAGCGGCGUAUCACCCUGCGGUGAAUAAAGAUGUGCAAACCAGAGCGCUCCGAUAUGGAAAAGAGUGUGCCGUCGGGUACCUGGGACUGCUGGAGCACGUGCUGGUGAUUAUUCAGAAGCCGUCCCAUGACCUGAAACAGCAGCUGGCCUCCUACUCCAAGCGAGUGGCCGGCUCUGUCACAGAGCUCAUCCAGGCAGCAGAGGCCAUGAAAGGCACAGAAUGGGUUGAUCCUGAAGACCCGACCGUUAUUGCUGAGAAUGAACUUCUGGGAGCUGCUGCUGCUAUUGAGGCUGCAGCCAAGAAAUUGGAGCAGCUCAAACCUCGAGCUAAGCCCAAGGAAGCAGACGAGAGCCUGAACUUUGAGGAACAGAUUUUGGAAGCUGCUAAAUCCAUCGCCGCGGCAACCAGUGCUUUGGUGAAAGCUGCCUCUGCAGCUCAGAGAGAGCUGGUGGCACAAGGAAAAGUGGGCGCUAGUCCAGCCAAUGCUGUGGAUGAUGGGCAGUGGUCUCAGGGUCUUAUUUCAGCUGCCCGAAUGGUUGCUGCAGCUACCAGCAACCUUUGCGAGGCAGCUAACUCGGCUGUGCAGGGCCACGCUAGCGAGGAAAAACUCAUCUCAUCUGCCAAGCAGGUGGCAGCGUCCACAGCUCAGCUCCUGGUGGCCUGUAAGGUGAAGGCAGACCAGGACUCCCAGACCAUGAAGAGGCUUCAGGCUGCUGGUAAUGCUGUAAAGAGAGCUUCUGAUAACCUGGUGAAGGCGGCACAGAAAGCAGCAUUCGAUGCACACGACGAUGAAGCUGUGGUGGUGAAGAGCAAGAUGGUCGGCGGAAUUGCUCAGAUUAUUGCAGCCCAGGAAGAGAUGCUGCGGAAGGAGAGGGAGCUAGAGGAAGCUCGGAAGAAGCUGGCAACGAUCAGGCAACAGCAGUACAAGUUCCUGCCCACUGAGCUUCGGGAGGAUGAACAAAACUAACGAACUGCACCAUCCGGAUAUAUUUUUAUAUUUAAAGAAAUACAAUCUUAUUCAGUCCCCUUGGGCUGUGAAACAAACAAAAUAGAAAAGCAUCAGUGCAUUUGAACUAUAGCAUGUCCUAAUGAACAGAUUGAUUGCUUUAAAAUAGGUCAACAUUAAGAGAUGUCUAUUUUUACAUUUAGUUGAAAGUUGUUAGGUAAAACUUCUUUGGGGGGGUGGGGGGUGGGUGGUGCAUUGUUGAAUUACACCCGUGCAUUUGUUAACCUUGAUAGUGCAAGUCAUUCUACUCCUUACAUUAAUCAAACAUUAAUUUUUUUUGAUAUAAUACAGUGAACUUGUUUGCUUGUAAAGCUUUUAUUAUACUAUAACUAAUAUAUUUUUAACUGAUGCAACACAUACAGGCUUUUAGCUUAAACUUUUCCAUGGCUGAAUUAUGAACUGCAGUCUGCCAUGCUGUGCAAGAUGUGUUGCCUGUGGCUCCACUUGCUGGACCAAAAGAGCAUUGCAGCUCCUAAAUUAGGUAACAGGUAACGAAAGAAUGAAAAAGUGCUAGCCAGAAAAAGAAAAUUGUUACAUACUCUGUAUUUUGUAAUUGUGGAGUCAUUCUGUUAUAUAUGUGUAUGAGUAUUCCAAAGAGGUCAGAGGUUAAAUGGCUUUGGGAUGACCAGGAAGUUUAUCUCUGUCAACCCUUAGCCUUGUGGCUCUAGCAAACUUGGUGAAUGUUAGAAUGCAAUGCUGCAGGGCUACGGUUUUUUAUACAUAAAUUAAUAAAUUAAACUUAUACAUAUCAUCAGAAAAACUAUGAAAAACAGUGUGCUAUUAAAAAGUAACCACAUCCAUAACAUUCAUAUCUAAAUAUUGUUAUGAAGCUUUUUUUUUUUUUUUUUUUUUUUUUUUUUUUAAUAUAAAGUGCCUGGAAUUGGAUGCACUUGCCUUUGUCGGUUCUGGGCCUUAAUGUGAGAAUGUGUUUUUGAGAAAUGAUCACACAAUAGAAAGGUUACUUUUUCAUUUUAUGUACCGAACAAUGAUUUUUAAAAAUAAAUAAUAAUAACGGUACAUUUUUGUAUCAACAGUGAGGCUUUUGUCGGUAGAUUUGUUUUUCUGUACUCUUCACCAAUAUAUUAAAGGUAUACAUACUGUAUUCCACAUUAAGCUUUUUAGUUUGGGAACCUUAGAAAAUCAGUCCAUAUUUUAAGAAUUUUGAUUUUUUUUGUAUGUAUUGAACAAGUUUUGACACUGAAACAUGAGUCCUAAAGCUGAGGGAACACAAAGCCACUUUUUCAGGAGCAAUGGCUUGAACCCUGGUUCCAGGAGACUGGGAGACCUAG
Molecule: messenger RNA, 9256 nt
Organism: Polyodon spathula (Mississippi paddlefish)
Lineage: Eukaryota; Metazoa; Chordata; Actinopteri; Acipenseriformes; Polyodontidae
Product: talin-1-like
Exons: 60
Coding region: 240-7928 (2562 amino acids)
Biological process (GO): platelet aggregation
Cellular component (GO): focal adhesion; cytoskeleton; ruffle
Molecular function (GO): integrin binding; actin filament binding; structural constituent of cytoskeleton
Source: RefSeq, a predicted model, not a curated record